Molecule: messenger RNA, 2118 nt
Organism: Lactuca virosa
Lineage: Eukaryota; Viridiplantae; Streptophyta; Magnoliopsida; Asterales; Asteraceae
Source: the annotation of a GenBank genome assembly
AUGACAGAAGAUUCAGAUACAAUCGUUGAUGUACACUAUAAUGGGGUGUUCACACCUACCCCAUUGAUGUAUUUUGAUGGAGUAAAAGCCUAUGUACCAUACACGGUUGUGAACAAGAUGAACUUCCCUGAUUUCAUCCCCUUUCUUGAAAAACAUACUAACCGAAGAUGCAGAGAUGUGUAUUACUGUCCACAUGAAGUGAGAUUGUAUGAGGGAUUACAUGUUAUUCAGAAUGACUGUGAUUUUAACAAGUUUCUUGAAGAUAUCAAUGAAAAGAAGAGAUUGGAUGUGUAUGUGGAUCAUAGGGAUGAGGGAGAAGCAGACCUUGAAGAUGAUGAUUUGGUUUCUAUUGAUGAUGUUGACUCCAUUUUAGAAGAUGAUGUGAAAGUUGAACAUGUAGAGGACGAUGAAGUUAUAUCUCUCAAAAGAAACUUCAAUGAUCAAUUCCUCAACAAACUUUGUCCAAUACAGAAUGAUGACUUGGUUGAAGAAGAUCAUAAUGCAAUACGACCUAUCUACCCAAGAUAUGAUCAUACUCAGAAAUGGAAUGAGAUGAAGCCUCAAUUAGGCAUUCCUCUAAGAUGUACCAUUUUCCACCAAACUGGCCACAACAAAGCCACGUGCCCAAGUAAGCCAACUCCAGCUCCAAGCACAGCAGGUCCAAGCCAAUCAACUCCAACUCCAAGCACUCCUACUCCUGUUGUAAAUGAAGUUCCUCUGAAGAAAGCUCCUGUGAAGAGAAGUCCUAUGAAGAAGGUUCCUUUGAAUGAUGCUGGUAGGGUGAGAAAGUUUUCAGAAAGAAUCACAGAAAUUGGUCUUCAGAAAAAUGUUAAUGUCAAGGAUGGAACUGGAUGCAGCCAAGACAAACCUGUGACCUUAGAAAAGAUCAGAAUUAAACCAGGUUUAAACGUUAAUUUCACGUCCGUUCGUCCAGAACCUUCUCUUCCUUUCUGGACGAGACCAAGCGAGACAAGUUAUUUGCGCCAGAUUCAUCGAUUUUUCUAUCGUAUUGUUGAUCUCUUGUUCUUUGCGAAAUUGUUGAGAUGUCGUACUCGAGGAGGUCUAGGUACUCUCCUUCUCCUUCACCACCACACAAGCGCUAUGGCAGCACGUAUCACUAAGAGAGAUGUUGAGAAGCAUUUCUCGGCAGAGGGAAAGGUGGAAGACGUUCACCUGGUGAUGGAUCCUUGGACUCGAGACUCUCGUGGAUUUGGGGCCGUGUCAUCACAGUGGAGAAGCAUAGCUUCUUGUUGUUCUUCUUCAUCAAAGUUCCAAACUAACAAGUCACAAGCAAAUGCCAGACUAUCAACCCAGAGGGCGAGGAGGCGGAGAGGCAGAACACCAACUCCAGGAAGGUAUCUUGGGCUAAGGAGUGCACGUGGUGGUCGUCGACAUCGAUCCCCAACCUACUCUCCACCAUGUUCGCGUAGGAGGAGGAGGAGCUAUUCUCCUGAUUACUCGUCUGAUAGUGAUAGGAGCAGGAGCAGGAGCAGGAGGAGGUCAUAUUCACCAUAUUAUUACACAAGGCGUGGGCGUGGAAGGUCCAGGUCCAGGUCCUACUCACAAGGUUCUAGAAGCAGCCCAGAAGAUGGUUACUACAGGAGGGGUAGGGGGAGUUAUCGUUAUAGGUCUUACAGCCCAGAAGAGCGUGAUUAUAACAGGAGCAGAUCAAGGGACUCUUCUUCACCCGAGUACGAGUACAGCAGGAGGAGAAGGAGGAGGAGUUAUCGGUCUGUAUCUCCUCGAAGUGUGUCUUCUUCCCCAACAACGAGGAGGAGGAGGAGGAGUUACUCUUCUAGCAUGUCGCCGGUUAAGUCAAAGAGAAGCUAUUCAAGUGUUUCUGUGAGUAGUAGAUCAAGGAGCCCUGCUGCUCACUAUUCCAUUUCCAGUAGGAGUAGGAGUAGGAGUGGCAGUCUCAGCUCUAGGUCCACUGCUUCUUCUGACUAUACAAAAUAAGAAUAUUCAUAACUUUUUUCUCUAUGGACGUCACAGACUAGCCUACUACUAGGAGUGGGACUCUGGCUAUGCAUGUUAUGUUCUUACAACACAGCUAUUGAUUUACAACAUACAUGUACUCAUUGUCACUUUUAUUUCAAACAACUUUCUUUGCAUACGCCU